Molecule: messenger RNA, 486 nt
Organism: Cyprinodon tularosa
Lineage: Eukaryota; Metazoa; Chordata; Actinopteri; Cyprinodontiformes; Cyprinodontidae
Product: CD209 antigen-like protein E
Exons: 5
Biological process (GO): detection of molecule of fungal origin; cellular response to molecule of fungal origin; positive regulation of cell migration
Cellular component (GO): cell surface
Molecular function (GO): (1->3)-beta-D-glucan binding; pattern recognition receptor activity
Source: RefSeq, a predicted model, not a curated record
AAUCAAAGCAGCACAUGUCCUCCACCUCCUACAUUUCCUCCACCUAAAGUAAAAAAUGAAACGUGUCUGAAGUGUGAAGCAGGCUGGGAGCUACAUGGAGUGAACUGUUAUUAUUUCUCCAACAAUAAGUCCACCUGGAAUGAGAACAGAGAUUCCUGCAGAGGUCAGGGAGGAGACCUGGUGAAGAUCGACAGCAGAGAGGAGCAGAUGUUCCUGGAGGGGAAAGUGAAAGAGAAAAUGACAAAUAAGGACGAUUCGUUCUGGAUUGGACUGACGGACUCAGAUAAUGAAGGCAGCUGGGUUUGGGUGGACGGAUCUCCACUGAAGGAAAGUUUGAGUUUUUGGGGAAACAACGAGCCUGAUGGUCAGGGUGGAGGAACAGACUCAGAGGUGGACUGUUGUCCACAUGAUGAGACCUGUGAAGGAGGUAAGGAGAUGAAUGUGGAGGUAAAUAGGGAGAAGAUGCAGAGAGCAAAAUGGUCAUAG